AUGCUCAACACUAGAGCCGUCUAUGUCGAGCUGGCUAGACUCGCUAGAGUCCAGAGCUCAGUCUAUGCUAUUUUCCAUUUUAUGGUUGGCUGCUAUUCCAGAAGUCCAAAACGUCGGUGUUCUGCAGACCUCACGGCACGCCGGGCUCCACCCCCACGGACCACACGCCCGGCCCCGACCCCACCUCCUUCUCGACACCACCCGGAGGCAGCCUCGCCGCCGGGUGGCCAAUCGGGGAGGGGUAUGCAGCUCAGAAGCAUCUACCGUGCUUUGGUAACUAUGUUUAGGCAAAUUAACAUUCGACACGGUGAGACUCAAGACCAUGAGCACCAUCAUCUACGCCCACCUAACAAAAUAUUUCUUAAAAUUUCAGAAGUGCAAAAUUUGAUUCUUAGUAAAAGUAUCCGUAUUUACUGCAUCCUCGAAGAAUCCAACCAUGAGCAUUAGUGGGCUGUAAGGGAAGAGGCUUGGACCAAACCCUGUGACAAAGCAGAGCCCUACAGUACUAAAAAGAAUAGUUCCUGGACACAGAUGAAUAAACUUAACUAAGUCUCUGAAAAGUACAACUACAACUGGUUCUUUCUUGCAUGUCCCACUACAUUUUCUGUUUGAAAAUUACUGAAGUGUCUUCUGUUCGAUUUAGUAACUCCAUCAAAACCCUUUUAUCUAGGCCACACUAUCAUUGGAGAUCUUGAAUAUGUGCCACAUGAUCUGGAAGGAGGAAUUCCCUUAUGUAUAGAGCCUGAAAAGUGUGCAGAUCAAAGUGUGAUUUGGAAGUUACCUGGAUAUGCAGCUGGCAGCAGGUCUGAAAUAUACAGGAGUUAUUAUGCAGAAAAUGCAGAUGAUUCUCAAGGAAGAGAUGUAUUUAAUACAAAACCAGUUGCAUAUCUUGCUCAAGAGACAAUGUCUAAUAACCCCCAGCAAGUAGUAGAAGGCUACUGUUCAGGUAUGACUAUUACCUUUAAUGGAUUGACUCCUGGAAAGAUGAUAGUAAUGACGUAUGGUGUGUACUGGCUCAUGCCAUCUGGACAUUAUUUUAAAGACACACUGGUUUUCUUGCCUCCAAAUGGUUCAGAAAAUGACUGAGGGAAAUAAUAGAACUGUGCUGUCCAAAAGCACUUGAAAUGUGAAUUGAGAUGUGGUAUACGUGUAAAAUACACACUCCAUUCAUUUCUACAUAUAUUGUUUGAAAGUCUAGGACAAAAAGUG
Manis pentadactyla (Chinese pangolin) is the source of this 1209-nucleotide messenger RNA. RefSeq names its product C1GALT1 specific chaperone 1 like (gene C1GALT1C1L). Lineage: Eukaryota; Metazoa; Chordata; Mammalia; Pholidota; Manidae. The record is from RefSeq and is a predicted model, not a curated record.